Molecule: messenger RNA, 5017 nt
Organism: Seriola dumerili (greater amberjack)
Lineage: Eukaryota; Metazoa; Chordata; Actinopteri; Carangiformes; Carangidae
Gene: fhod1
Product: FH1/FH2 domain-containing protein 1-like
Exons: 28
Coding region: 60-4238 (1392 amino acids)
Biological process (GO): actin filament network formation; cortical actin cytoskeleton organization
Cellular component (GO): cytoskeleton; cytoplasm
Molecular function (GO): actin filament binding
Source: RefSeq, a predicted model, not a curated record
GGACCUACACCGAGACACCCACACACUUUUAGCCGCAGUUGCUUUGCGGUCACACGGCCAUGGCCUCCAUCACCUGCCGGCUCCAGUACCUGGAGGACUCGGAUCCGUUUAUCUGCACAAACUUCCCCGAACCUCGGAGACCUCCGACGCUGAACGUGGAGGAGAACCUGCCGCUCAGUGAGCAGAUCGCCGGGAUACACAAGCUGCUGGAGGCGCCGCUGAAGUUGGAGGAGUGCACCCUUCAGUUGUCUCCUAAUGGAAACUACCUGGACCUGGACUCGUCUCUGGCCGAGCAGAGGGACGAGCUGGAGAGCUUCUACGAAGACGUGGCAAAGGGGAAGAAGCCGAUCCUGAUCCUGAGGACUCAGCUCUCCGUCCGGGUUCACUCCAUCCUGGAGAAGCUGUACAACUCUCAUGGUCCAGAGCUCAGACGCUCUCUGUUCUCCCUCAAACAGCUGUUCCAGGAUGAUAAAGACCUGGUUCCAGAGUUCGUGGCAUCUGAAGGUUUGACAUGCUUCAUUAAAGUUGGAGCCGAGGCCGACCACAACUACCAGAACUACAUCUUGAGAGCUCUCAGUCAGAUCAUGCUGUUUGUAGACGGUAUGAACGGGGUGAUAAACCACAAUGAGACGGUGCAGUGGCUCUACACACUGACAGGAAGUCUGUCUCGUCUGGUGGUGAAGACGUCUCUGAAGCUGCUCAUCGUCUUCGUGGAAUAUUCAGAGUCAAACAGUCCUCGACUCAUCAACGCCGUCAACACGGUGGACGGACAGAGAGGUGUGAAGCCGUGGAGUUAUGUGAUGGAGGUCCUGGAGGAGAGAAACGGCUCCGACACAGAGCUGCUCAUGUUCGCCAUGACGCUCAUCAACAAGACUCUGGCAGCGCUCCCUGACCAGGACUCGUUCUACGAUGUGACAGACAGUCUGGAGCAGCUGGGGAUGGAGACCAUCAUCCACAAACACAUGAACUACAAGGGGACGGAGCCGGACCUGAGGGCCCAGUUCACCAUCUACGAGACAGCUCUGAAGUACGAGGACGGGGAGGUGGACGACUCCGGCCCCCAGCUGCGCAAAGAGAGGAGGAAGACGGCGGCGAGUGACCAGGAGGGAAGGAGGAGCCGCCGCUCGUCCAGUCAGAACCUCCCUGACCUCCUGUCGUCCUCCGCAGGCUCCUCCCCCUCCACCUCCCCCACGCCCCCUGCCUUCCUCGCCAACACCCCCCUCUCCCCGGCCAUCUCCUCGGCCUCCUCCCACAGCCCCACAGUGGGGCUCGGCAGCAGGGCCUCAUCCCCGUUGACCUCUGACCCCGGCAGUCCUGCCUUCAGUCCGUCCGGAUCUCCCCUGCCCCCCCCCACACCGCCCAACGGUACCUCAACGACAGAGCAGGACACGAAGACGCCAUCCAGCCCGAGUCGCUCUUUCCUCAGUCACCACAUGUCGGCUCUGGGUCUGAGCAGGAAAUCCAGGCUCUUCUCCAAAACCAGUUCCAUCUCUGAGGAGCCCUCCGCCUCCUGCAGCUCGCCCUCGUCUGAUCCCUCUCUCCAGGAGAAGUCGUCCCAGUUGAACCCGGAGCAGCCGAGCAACAAGUCUGAGACAAAAUCCACUUUCAACUCAGGGGAGGCUGACAGUCCCUUGUGCCCUGAUGACUGUAAUGUAAAUCAGGACAAGCCGGUUCUGAAGAGGUUUCAAGGCACCUUUCUGCGCAGCCUGGCAGCCACUCAGUGGGAGAAGAAGAGAAGGAGCAAACACCUCAGCCAGUCCAGGCUGUCCUCGUCUGAUGACAUCAUAGCCCCGAGCCCGCAGCCGGCAGCGGAGGAGGGCGGGGCCGUCCGGGCUGCAGAGCCGUCACGUCACGCCUCCGGCAGCUCGGACCCCAACGGACACUCAGACUCCCGCCAUGACCCCACAGUGUCUGUGCAGCGCCAGUGCAGCACUCUGUCCAACGACAAGAAGUUCCUGCUGGACAUGCUCUACUCCAAGACGGCUGCCUCAGUGCCUCUGAGCCCAACAGCUGCCGCUCCAGACACCACAGAAGAAGAAGGUGGGGCAGAUCCGGGUCGUCGGGGUCGUGUGCUGGAGCGUCUGUCCAGCUUCAGAGCGUGCUCAGUAGAGUCCUCCAGCUCCAGUGAGAGCAGCGCCUCCCGCAGGGCGGAGCUGGAGGGACUGGAGGGCUCCGCCCAGGCAGCGCUGGCCCGACUGGCUGAAGAGCAACAGAGUCGUCACCUGCGGCAGCAGAGCAGCAUCGACGUGGAGACUCACGCCCGCCGUCUGGAGACCACCCAGAUGACCCCUCUGGGCCCCGGGGGUCCGGCCGACGCCUGGGACCAGCUGCAGCCGAGCGCCGCCGCCCUGCGCAUCAAAGACCUGGACUUCUCCGACCUGCUGGACGAGGAGGACAUCGACGUCUUGGACAUGGACACUUUCGACUCCUCCUCCUCCUGCAGCCUCUCUGGCAUCCCUCCCCCUCCUCCCCCUCCCCCAGGCCUGGGUGCUCCUCCUCCUCCCCCUCCCCCUCCCCCGCCACCAGGGGGUCUGUGUCCUCCCCCACCUCCUCCCCCUCCACCAGGCGCUCCGCCUCCUCCUCCUCUUCCCUCGUCCUCGGCAGGGGCGGCGGCGUUCUCUCAGAAGAAGAAGAAGACGGUGAAGUUGUUCUGGAAGGAGCUGAAGCAGGCAGACCGACCUCAGAAGUGUCGCUUCGGUCGGGGGACGGUGUGGGCGUCUCUGGACAAGGUUGCCGUGGAUACCGCCCGACUGGAACACCUGUUUGAGUCGAAAGCCAAGGAACUCCCUGUCGCCAAGAAAGGACCUGAGACCAAAAAGUCUGAGAUUCUGGUUCUGGACCCGAAGAGAAGCAACGCCAUCAACAUCGGGAUGACCGUCCUGCCGGCAGUCCACGUCAUCAAGACCGCCAUCCUCAACUUCGACGAGUUUGCCAUCAGCAAGGAGGGGAUAGAGAAGAUCCUGACCAUGACCCCCACAGAGGAGGAGAAGCAGAAGAUCCAGGAGGCUCAGCUGGCCAAUCCCGACGUCCCUCUGGGCACCGCAGAGCAGUUCCUGUUCAGCCUGGCCUCCAUCAGCGCCCUGACCCCCCGCCUGCAGCUCUGGGCCUUCAAACUGAACUACGAGGCUCUGGAGAAGGAGAUCGCUGAGCCGCUGUUCGACCUGAAGCUGGGGAUGGAGCAGCUUGCGUCCAAUCAGACCUUCAGGAGGAUCCUCGCCACGCUGCUCGCCAUCGGCAACUUCCUCAACAGCUCCAAUGCUAAAGGCUUUGAGCUGGGUUACCUGGAGAAGGUGGUGGAGGUGAAGGACACGGUUCACCGUCAGUCUCUGCUGCAUCACACCUGCAGCCUAAUGGUGGAAAAUUACCCAGAAUGCUCUGACGUGUACUCUGAGAUUCCCGCCAUCACCCGCUCGGCCAAAGUGGACUUUGAGCUGCUCUCAGAGAACCUGGUCCAGCUGGAGAGACGCUGCAAAGCAUCAUGGGACAAUCUGAAGGUGGUGGCCAAACAUGAAACCAAGGCGGUGCUGAAGAACAAGAUGACGGACUUUCUGAAGGACUGCACCCAGAGGAUCAUCAUCCUGAAGGUGGUGCACAGGAGGGUCAUCAACAGGUUCCACUCCUUCCUGCUGUUCCUGGGUCAGCCGUCCUCCUCGGUCAGAGACAUCAAAGUCACCAGCUUCUGUCGCAUCAUCAGCGAGUUCGCUCUCGAGUAUCGCACGACCAGAGAGCGAGUCCUCACCCUCAAACGGAAACGAGCCGCUCACAGAGAGAGAACCAAGACCAGGGGCAAGAUGAUCACCGAGACGGAGAAGUUUUCGGGGGCGGUGCCUCGUCAGGACAGUCCCUCCCCUGUCUCCCUGGCAGCGGAGGCGGAGCCUGGUCAGGAGGAGGAGCAUGAGAACAUGAAGAACCUGCUGAUCAGCAGCAGCAACAGUCUGAACACCGACACCAGAGGUCUGAGACGCUCCAGAGCCGUCCGCAGUAUGGGCAGGGUGAGUCCGUCUCAGAUAUCUGUGGCCAAAGACGACGGGACCACUUCCCAGGACGACGCCACGGACGAGAUCAUGGACCGGUUGGUCAAAUCCGUUACCCAGAAUCCAACUGACAGAGCAUCCAGUCCCAAGACCCGGAAACGGUCCAGACUCAACAGGAAGUCAUUGAGGAGGACUCUGAAGAGCGGUCUCAGUGUGGACGUGGUUCAGGCUCUGGGUCUCAACAAGUCAGAAGACAAAGUCUGAGCAGAGACUCGAUCGAUCGAUCGAUCAGUCUAUUGAUUAGAGACAGAACCCAGACCAGCUGAGCGACAGGAGGAGCAGAUUCUUCCUGUGUUUGGAUCAUGGACCUGAUUCAGACUUUAUUCUCUCCACUGUUCAAACAUGUUUGAAGAAAUUCUCCGUCACAUUUUUAACUCGCAUCAGAAUCAGAGACGAUCAGUUUCAAACAGGAACGUCAGAAGAGCCCGUCCUGGAAAAUAAAGUCCUUCCAGUUUGGAGCCUUGAGAUAAAACUGUCUGUGAUGUUAAUAAAGUUUUCAAGGUGAAGACUGAACUUUCAUUUCAACAGGUGACCUGGUCACAACGAUGGACAUUUAGACUGAGACGAGUCUGAACAUGAUGAACCUGCUCUGUCACCACUUAGCCUGCAUGGACAGGUCCUUGAAAGUCCUUGAGGAGUUUGGAAAGUCAGGGUGAAUGUUUCAUGUCACAGUGUCACAAACUAAAAUUAAAAUCACACAGAAAUCACUAAUGUGGUACAAAGGUCACCUGUCACUGCUUCAGCACGGUGUGUGUGUGUGUGUGUGUGUGUGUGUGUGUGUGUGUGUGUGUGUGUGUGUUCCUCUGAGCACAGAUCUCUGUACAGUUGUGAUGUUUUUGCACUUUGAGAUGUGUUUGGUUUCGGUCCAGGUGUUCUCUCUGACCUCUGACCUCAGGUCAGUGUGUGGGACUCUUCUUCACUGUCGACACAGACUCUGUUUUAACUUAAACAUUUUACAGAAAUAUUAAAUAGGAUUGAAUGUG